GAUUAGGGGAUUAGCAAUAGAGAUGGAGAAUACGCAUCUUCCAUUUUUGUUUUGUGAUACCCUGUGAGAUCGUCGCGUAUUUUAGUGUUGUGAUUUUAGGUGGCCUGGCCGACUGUAUAGAGGGAAAUUUACGGGCUAAUUAUACUGUUUAGGACCCGGGAGGCUCACUAAUUGGUGCGAGAUUUCAGUUAAUGUACUGAUUUCCAUCUAGGAAAAGGUUGGCGUGUGCUGGAUAUGAGAUAUUUGGUGCUAACUCGUUGAACAUGGUGCCGCGUGCUAAUGGAACUCACCAUUCAUGUCUUCAACUGGUCGGAGCUUGGAGUUUAGAGAAAAACAUAAUGUACAAAGUCUUGAGCUUCCUCUUAUUAAACAUGUUGAAGGGCCAGAUACAGAUAGGCUUUCUGCUGUCCUGCGCGAUGAAAAGUUUGACUGGAUCACUAUAACAUCUCCUGAGGCAGCUGCUGUGUUCCUUGAGGGAUGGAAGGCUGCUGGAAAUCCUAAGGUACGAAUAGCGGUUGUUGGAGCAGGUACUGAAAGAGUUUUUGACGAAGUAAUUCAAUACAAUGAUGGAUCCCUUGAGGUUGCAUUUUCUCCUUCUAAAGCUAUGGGUAAAUUUUUGGCCUCAGAGCUUCCAAGGACCACUGAAACUACUUGUAAAGUGUUAUAUCCUGCAUCUGCAAAGGCUGGCCAUGAAAUCCAGAAUGGGCUAUCAAAUCGAGGAUUUGAGGUGACAAGACUGAACACAUAUACAACUGUAUCUGUACAGGAUGUCGAUCCGCUAAUAUUAAAGCCUGCUCUUUCAGCUCCAGUUGUUGCAGUAGCUUCUCCUUCUGCUCUCCGAGCUUGGCUAAAUCUUGCUUCACAAGUUGACAACUGGGGCAACGCCAUUGCCUGCAUAGGCGAGACGACUGCCUCAGCAGCUAAGAAAUUUGGCCUGAAGAGCAUAUAUUAUCCUACCACCCCGGGACUUGACGGGUGGGUUGAAAGCAUCCUUGAAGCGCUCAGAGCCCAUGGGCAAUCGAAAGAGGCCCCAGGGUGUUGAACUUGAAGACGGGCAAUUUACUUGUACCAGAUGCUGGAGGUUGGUGGACAUUUGUGGCGGCUGCAUAUUGAACUCUGUGCUUCCUUGACUAACCGAUCACACACUUUUUGUUGUUUUUCUAAUAUAAUUGAGAGGAGAAACCAAGUCGGCAACUACUGUAGUAGAACUACUUGUAAAUUGUGAGCUGUUUAUUGUAGCUACUGAACACGGUGCGGUAUAUUACCAGUGUUGUACCAAUUGUUGCUUAGUUUAUACCAGUUUGGCACAAAAAAUGAGCCCUCCUCCAAAAA
Oryza sativa Japonica Group (Japanese rice) is the source of this 1332-nucleotide messenger RNA. RefSeq names its product uroporphyrinogen-III synthase, chloroplastic-like. Gene Ontology annotation, cellular component: chloroplast. NCBI's taxonomy places the organism in Eukaryota, Viridiplantae, Streptophyta, Magnoliopsida, Poales, Poaceae. The record is from RefSeq and is a predicted model, not a curated record. Gene Ontology annotation, biological process: uroporphyrinogen III biosynthetic process. Gene Ontology annotation, molecular function: uroporphyrinogen-III synthase activity.